This is a messenger RNA of Parastagonospora nodorum SN15, 759 nucleotides long. RefSeq lists its product as hypothetical. The transcript has a single exon. The record is from RefSeq and is a predicted model, not a curated record. The coding region runs from base 1 to 759 and encodes 252 amino acids. Lineage: Eukaryota; Fungi; Ascomycota; Dothideomycetes; Pleosporales; Phaeosphaeriaceae.
AUGUCGCCUAAUUCCUAUGAACGGCUAAGUGAGCGCUUCGACGAAAGUACGGAAACAUUAUCAUUUGGGUGCCGAUCCACAUCUCUCUCCCCUCCCUAUCCAACCAGACAACGUACUCCAUGGGCAAACCGCUUCAAGAACCGCUGGAACAUCUGCACGACCCAAAUUCACAUUGACUACGUUGUCAAAGCGGUUGUAUCGAGACCCUGGAUACCGUAUCUCCUCGUGAUUGUUGCAUCAGUCAUGGCUGGUGGAGGGGCAGGUUAUAUUGCGGCAGAGCGCCGCCAGCUCUUCGCCAAUCGAAACUAUUCGAGUCUCGGCUAUUGCGGACUUACCUCCAAGGAUAAUCAAGGGAACGGUUGUGUGUACGACUUUAUCAUCGGAUCAUGGAUCGAUUCGACGUGCCAUGACAGCAAGCUUUAUGCCAAAUAUGUCGAACGUCUUAGACAGCUGAAUCUGAUAUAUCACAUCGACUUCGACGGAACUACUGAGAUUUCCCUAGACGUUGCCUUACGCGGAGAUCAUCCGGUUAUAUAUACAACUGGAGGACAUCAUCACUUGCACUGUUCUUACUACUGGGAGAAGCAGUGGAUAGCGUGGAAAUAUGGCGGAACAGCUUGGGAUAGCGAUACUUUGUCUGAUGAACAUACAAAUCAUUGCAUCACAAUCAACGGUCAGCCUAGAGUCGAUGAACUUCGCAAUGGCACAGUAAUUAAGGUCUCUGCCCCGGAGAAGCGCAUCGAAUGUAUGACACGCUAG